UCAAUACACAACCGCCAUGAGAUGAACCACGCCAUGUGCAUGAGCUUGUACUUCUCCAGCGCUAUACUCCAGCCUUUUUGGAUUGGAGCCCAAAAUUCCGACGAUGGGUUCGAGUACGAGGAUGGAACUAACUUCAAGUUCACUAACUGGCUUCCUAAUCAACAAGACAACAACCAAGACAACAACCAAGACAACAACCAAGACAACAACCAAGACAUCAACCAAGACAACAACCAAGACAACAGCUACCAAGGACAGGACGGCUGCAUCGAGGCCAAUUCUCAGGAAUGGGGAAAGUGGAACAACGUGAGCUGCUCGGCCGAGUCGGCCUUUCUGUGCGUGAAGAAGAAGCGCUCCUUCCUCGAUGACAUCUGCGUGGACAUUUUCCACUCGUGUGACAGCGACAGCGACAGCUGAGCUGCAGGUGGACCGU
Molecule: messenger RNA, 433 nt
Organism: Cyclopterus lumpus (lumpfish)
Lineage: Eukaryota; Metazoa; Chordata; Actinopteri; Perciformes; Cyclopteridae
Exons: 3
Coding region: 22-417 (131 amino acids)
Source: RefSeq, a predicted model, not a curated record